AUGCCCUCAACCUCCUCCCUGACGACAGUUCAAGAGGAGGCCACUUGUCCUGUCUGCCGGGGGCCCUUGGAGCAUGCAGUGACUGCCACCUGUGGACACACCGUCUGCCUGCCCUGCCUGCCCCUACCCUCCCAGAUGGGGGCCCACCAAUCUAGCAGGGCCCUGUUAUGCCCCUUCUGCCAGCCAAAGGACCAUCCAGAGAACCUCAUAAUCCCCACGCCCCUGGGUCCUCUAGGAGAGACCUAUUGCGAGGAGCAUGGUGAGAAGAUCUACUUCUUCUGUGAGAAUGAUGCGGAGUUCCUUUGUGUGUUCUGCAGGGAGGGCCCCUCUCACCAGGCCCACACCGUGGGCUUCCUUGACGAGGCCAUUCAACCCUACAGGGAACGCCUCAAAAGCCGAUUGGAAGCUCUAAACAUGGAGAGAGAAGAGAUCGAGAACACAAAGCGUCGAGAAGAUCAGAAGCUCCAAGUCCUUCUGACUCAAAUUGAAACCCAGAAGCUCCAGGCGCAAGCUGCUUUUGUGAGGUUGAGGCAGGAGCUGGAGGAACAGCAGCGACUCCUGCUGGCGGGGCUAGAGGACUUGGAACAGCAGAUCCGGGAGGAGCGAGAUGAGUACAUAUUGAAGAUCUCCGAGGAAAUGGCCCGACUUGGAGCCCAAGUCAAAGAACUGGAGGGAAAGUGUCAGCAGCCAGCAAGUGAGCUCCUGAAAGAUGUCCGAGUCAACCAGAGCAGGUGUGAGACGAAGACUUUUGUGAAUCCAGAGGCCAUUUCUCCUGACCUUGUCAACCAGAUUCGCUAUCUCUACAAGAAAAUCCCCCCUCUCCUAGACAUGAUGAGAAAGUUUGCAGAAAACGUGGUGCUUCACCUGGAAACAGAUUCAGGGGGCGUCACCCUGGACCCGCACACCGCCAACUGGAGCCUGGUCCUUUCCGAGAACCGGAAGUCAGCGAGGCACACCCGGAAAAGGCAGAACCUCCCGGACAGCCCGCUGCGCUUCGAGGGGCUCCCGGCGGUGCUGGGUUCCCCCGGCUUCUCCUGUGGCCGCCACCGCUGGCAGGUGGAGGUGCAGCUGGGAGAGGGCGGCAGCUGCGCGGUGGGGGUCGCCCAGGAGGCGGUGAGGAGGAAGGCAGGCCCGGGGCUGAGCGCUGACGAGGGCAUCUGGGCCGUGAUCUUCUCGCGCGAGAGGUGCUGGACCACCACCGCCCCCGGCACCGACCUGCGGCUGGACGAGACCCCGCGCCGCGUGGGCGUCGCCCUAGACUGCGAGGCGGGCCGGGUGACCGUCCUCAAAGCUGAGACGCAGGUGCCGAUCUUCACCUUCACUGCCUCUUUCUCGGGUAGAAUGUGUCCUUUCUUUGCCGUCUGGAAAAAGGGCUCUAGCUUUACUUUGAAAGGAUCCGAUUGGUGGCGCAGAGGGGAAAGCAGUACCCAGGGAUCCUGCUCAUCACCUAGUCAGCUGCCUGACCUUGCGCGACUCAUUGUCCCCAAGUGA
Messenger RNA from Elephantulus edwardii (Cape elephant shrew), 1491 nucleotides. It is a transcript of the gene TRIM15, whose product is annotated as tripartite motif containing 15. The coding region runs from base 1 to 1491 and encodes 496 amino acids. The record is from RefSeq and is a predicted model, not a curated record. The transcript has 7 exons. Gene Ontology annotation, molecular function: zinc ion binding; protein binding. NCBI's taxonomy places the organism in Eukaryota, Metazoa, Chordata, Mammalia, Macroscelidea, Macroscelididae.